Mucor velutinosus is the source of this 717-nucleotide messenger RNA. RefSeq lists its product as uncharacterized. The record is from RefSeq and is a predicted model, not a curated record. The coding region runs from base 1 to 717 and encodes 238 amino acids. The transcript has a single exon. Lineage: Eukaryota; Fungi; Mucoromycota; Mucoromycetes; Mucorales; Mucoraceae.
AUGAUCUCUAAUUACCAUCUUUCCAGAAACAAUCUGGUUAAAUCAAAUAGUUACCAUGGCAACAAUGGUCAAUAUCAUCGCAAAUCAUUGGUAGAUAAUACGGCACAGCAAGGCAGCAUGAUGCUGCCACCAAUGAGCAGAAUAUCACGUGCAUCGACAAUGUCAACCAUCAUGGAAAAGCAGCAUUUGUCUCGUACUCUUACCCCUCCACCGCAACAGAAUAAGAGAAACAAAAAGAGGCACUCAUCUAGCAGUAGUAAUCGCAUUAGCGCAAUGAACCUGAUGGAGGAUGACAUUCCAUUGGCACUAUUAGCAUACAAGAAAGGAUAUACCAGCAUGUCACCUCAAUUGAGCAGCACAUCUACCAGCGAUAGACCGCUUUCUAGCAGCAUGAUCCAGAGCAAUUAUAAUCAACCAUCCGAUGCAUCUCUUGUAAGGAAAAAGAAGCAUCAUCGGGUAUCUUCAUCGUCACCGCCACCAUCAUUAUCACCAUCGUCAUCACCAGCGCAACCAGUACACAAAAGAAAGAAGAAGCCAGUGCCCUAUCAGCUGAAAACCAACACUGAUAGCAGCACAUCGCAAUCAUCCACAGUGGUAGCCACUCCCACCAUCGAACAACAAGAUCCCCAUUUAACCAAACAAACGACAAAAAUGUCCUUCAAGAAGAAAUGGCUUUCAUCUUUACGUAAAGUAUUUUCCACAUCUCCCAAAAAGUAA